Polistes dominula (European paper wasp) is the source of this 6209-nucleotide messenger RNA. RefSeq names its product Histone gene-specific Epigenetic Repressor in late S phase. The record is from RefSeq and is a predicted model, not a curated record. Gene Ontology annotation, cellular component: chromatin silencing complex. Gene Ontology annotation, molecular function: chromatin binding; transcription cis-regulatory region binding. Gene Ontology annotation, biological process: negative regulation of DNA-templated transcription; heterochromatin formation. Lineage: Eukaryota; Metazoa; Arthropoda; Insecta; Hymenoptera; Vespidae.
UAUUCGAUCUCGUAGUAUUUAUCGACAAAUAUCGAUAAGUAAUAAAAGUCGUAGUUGUAAAAUCGGCCGAGAGAGGGCAAUUGAGAUGGGAGGAGUGGGAGAGCGGCGCGAGGAAGAAAAUGGCCGACAAGGCUACAGUAAAAGGGCAGGGACGUCGUGCGAGGUACGCGUUUCGGGAAGAAAAGAUGUGCGCAUCGCAGUGAAUCUCGCGAGAAAGAUCGUACAGGAAGAUUCGGAAUAGUAAACGGAAGAUUGUGCGGUAUUGAUAGGUUUGUCCGAUCGAGGAGACCUUAACCGUAGCGAGUUGGAUCGUUUUAAAAAAAAAGCGUUCGCGGGCCGAUUGUAAGCAACACACACGAGAAAGUGAGAAGGGCUCGCCAGAGAGAUAGAUCCAGUAUUAAUUUGGACUAUCACUAUUAUUAUCUACAAUGGCAGUUAGGUAGUCGAAAAAAUUCAUUGAGGAUAUUCAAGAACUUCAAGCGUAUAUUUAUCAAAUUGAAAAUGUGAAGAGAACGUACAUGAUGAAGCCACAAAAGAAGGCUAUUGUUGCCCGGAAGGCAACUAAAAUGCCAACGGUUGCUAAAAAACGUCGCACUCUUUUGGAAAAGACCAUAUCUGAAGUAAGGAAGGAGAAAAAAUCUAAGAAACAAGAUAAAUUAGAAGAUCCAAAGAGAAAGCAAGACACCGAUAAGAAAAAAUCAGAUAAAAUGGAUGAGAAAAAGAAGUACGAGGAAAAGAAAAAAGUCGACGAUAAGAAAAAGGACAAAUCAGAGAGAGUAGAGAAAAAGUGUAAUAAUAAGGAUAAUGAAAAGAAAACUGAUAAAAUAAUCGAAGAGGAGAAAAUUGAUAGAGAUGAGGUAAGAGAUGAUAUCGAAGAGUCACCAUGUGACAAUCAGGAUAAAAAGAAGGGACAAAAGUUGGAAGAUAAAAAUAAAAUUGAAAAGCAAUCUGUGGAUAAUAAAAAGAAAAUUGAUAAAUUAGAUGAUAGAAAGAAAUGUGGGAAAAUGGAUGAGGAUAGUGCAGAGGAAGUAAAAUCUUUAAAUAUCAUAGAUGAUAAGGAUGCGCUUGAAGACAAGACCGAUGUCCUAAGUUUGAGUUUAAAGAAGCGAAGCAAAGAAGAGAAGAAGAAGGAUAUUAAGUUGUCUAAAAUAGAUAUGAAGGAAGCAUUGAAGAAUGUUUCAUCGAAGGACAAGAAAUGUGACCGUAAAAAAGUUUCUGACAAAGAUACUGCCAGUCGAAGAAACUCUCCGACAAGAGCGAAGAAGACCUCGAAGACCAAAUCUUCGCAGAAAAAAAGUAUUCCACGAAAAACGGUUUUAACUAAAAAGCCUCACUUUUCUGUAGUUAACAAGUCAAUAGAUAAAAAGAUUAAACUAGUCAAAUCUUUAAAGGUAGAGGGAACCAUUACUGUGGAGGAGGAUGACGCUAAGAGAGUGAAGAAGAAAACUUCAUGUGCUGCAAAGAGUAAAGGUGCACAAGAAAAGAAACCAAAAUUAGCUAAGCCUAUGAAAGCUAAGUUACCGCAGAAAAAUUCUAAAAUUUGUACAGUAAUAAAGGCUGAAGAUAAAUUAAAAACGCUGGCUGAGAAAAUGAUUUUGAAAAAAAAAAUUGAGUUGAAAGUCAUCGAAAAAACAAUAACUGAAUCUAAGAAAAUUUCACACAGCGCAGUAACUGAUAGAGCACCCACACCAGAAAUAAAAGAUGAAGUUUUAGAGGAUAAAGAAUUAGAAAAAAAUAAUAAAGAAGAAAGUCCUAGACCUAAGUCACCCGAUGAAAAGAAGCCAAUGAAAAGUAACACGAAGACUGGUAAAAAGGUUGGAAAGAAGAUUUCUAAAGGAAAGGUACAAACCGAUAGCAACAAUCAAAGAUCUUCUUCUCCUGUGGAUUCUCCUGUGGAAGAAUCCAGUAAACAAUCUAAAGACUGCGAAGAUGGUUUAAAACCAGUAACUGGUACAAAAAAAGAAGAAAUUAAUAUCGAAAGCGGUAUCCAAGUAGACUUAAAAGUUGAAGCGGUUAAUGGUGGUAGUACAAGUGGUGUGACAUCGGCAUCUGAAUCAGAGGAAGACUUCGAUGAGGAUAAUAAGAAAAGUAAACAAAGGUAUUCGAAGAAAAAGGAGAGAUCCAAUUCGCCAUCCGAUGAACGUGCUAGGCGGAUGAGACUUUUUGGAUUUUGGAGUGGACCAAAGCGACACCGAGUAGCAUCAUUGAAUGCGUUAGCUAAAGUACAUUGUUUGUAUGAAAAUGAAACUGGAGGAGUGUAUCUUGGAGGCUUCUGUAAGCCUAAGCCAGAGAAAGAAAAGCAGAAAAAGAAAGAAGAAAAGGAUGAAAGUCAAGCUCAAAAAGAAAAAGAAAAAAAGGCUGAAAAGAAGCCAGAAGAGCUACCAACUCCAAAAAGAAAAUUGAGGAAUGUACCUGGAUUAAGAGGAAAGCAUUGGGACAUGCUGGAGAGUUCUUCGUCUUCUCCCUCUUCGGAUGAAGAUUAUGAGCGUGAAAAAAAUGUUGAACGCUCUAAGAAGAAAGUAAUUAAGAGAAGAAAGAGAAACGAAGAAGUAAUGGAUUUAAAAGAUAUGGUUGUGUGCAAAAGGAUGGCUAGUCUUAAUGCGUCAGCAAUAUUGGCUGCAUCAUAUUCGGAUGAAAAGAAUCGUUGUGGAUCUAGUAAUAGUAGUAGUAGUAGUGACUGUUCUAGCGAAUCAGAAGUGGAAAUUAUUAAAAGACGUAAGCAACAUGAUUCGGAUCCAGAGAAAAAGAAAGGAAGACAAGGCUCAGAUCCAGAUGAUGUUUUAAAACCAUCCAAAAAAGUAGUGAUUGUUAAUCAAGAUACAGAUGUAACCAUCACAGGUGUUUACGUUAAUCAAACACGUUCGACGCAUCACGAAGGCUUCUGCAGUAUCGCUGGUAUGCAAUACAGAAUCAGUUCAACCAGUCACACGCAAACUGCAGCUACAGCAGUUGCUACCGAACUUCAUGACCAGCAAAAGGCAGAGCAACCUUGUAAAUCUUACACGCCGUUGGGCGCAUUAUCGUCCAUGCAACCACCGGGUAGUCAAGGAAAUCAUCCAAAUAUGUCACCGCGGAGGCAUUCGGCAUUUUCUGCACCCCAUCAGCAUGGGUAUUAUCAGCCGGCUGGACCACUGAUACAGCACCCGCCAACAUUACCUCCGGUUAAGGGCCCACCACCGGAACCAACUCCUACGCCUCCUCAAAACUCGGAAGGCUCGGACGAUUUGGUCGCAACAUCGACGACUUCCGGUGGCACAAGUAGUACAGGUGGAGGAGGCUUUUAUAGGGCAUAUUGCCCUUCCUAUUAUAGCACGCCACCUCAAUAUCAAGAUAUCUGUUAUCCACCUACGUAUACCCACCCUCACGCUCAUCCUCCACCGUACUACAAGUACGCUCCAACUUACAGAAGGCAGUACUAUGGGUAUCAGGAAUCUGGUGGAGGCGGAGGACCGGGAGGUGGAGGCACGGCUGGUGGUCCUGGAGUCGUCGACUAUCAACCACCGCCACCGCCACCCGGAGAGUAUCCCUUGCCUCCGUAUUACGGGGGUUACCCACCACCACCACCUCCGGCUAAUCCAGCAUAUCUUCAUUCUCAGGGAAGACCUUUUGUAGACCACGCAGCCUUCCAGGGUUGUCCGUGCCCGAUGCAGUCAUGUCCAAAAAACGUGGAUACUGGGCCCCUUAUUGGUAAUGGUAAGGGAGCGCCAGUGGUAUCGGGGCCCGGUCUGUCAUUGCCGCCCAGUGCUUUGGUAGGUCCGCCCUCACCAGCGAGGGGGCUAGCCGGGCUAGCGCCACCUCAUGGUGCCAAUGCCUGGGAUACGGAUCGUGUCCAACUCAACACUUUACGCAACCUCAAUCAGAACCAACCGGCUGUUCCACCGACUCAUAAUAUCGUCGGUGGUCAUAAUCGUUCUCAGAACUCUGACUGCAGGAACAAGGACGAGAAGAAUCGCGUCGAGGACAAGUUGAGAAAGUGUGCCUGUCAGAAACACGGUUGCACGUCCACUUGCGAGGUCAAGAUGGAAACACUCUCGCCUAGCGAAAAGCUCACGGUUGGGAACUGUCCGAGCAGCAAGUUUCACGAAUUUAAGCUCGAGAACAAUAACGUUAAGUGCGAAUCAUGCAGCGUCGAGAUAGGGGAUAAUUUGGGUUGCGCGGCGAAUUGUAACGUUGUUAAAUGUGAGUCUGACUAUAAGUGCGAUAUCAUGAAGUGCGAGCAGUGCAUGAAAGAGAGCAGAAUGGCUAUAUUAGAGAUUGACAAAGAUUCGGGUAUUUUAAUGAUCGACGAUAAGCUUGACGCUGAUCCCGACGUUAAAGAAGAGCUCAACGACGUCGUCGUGAUAGGCAACGAAAAUUGGAAAAAACCUGAUUAUGAACCGACCGUUCAAGAAACGGUCGAAGAUAAGGAAGAGGUCAUCAAAAAGAUACUAUCAGUUCAACAAGAAGAAAUAGACGAAGAAGAAGAAGAGGAAGAAGAAGUAGAGGAGGAGGAGGAGGAAAAACAACCAAAGUGUCAGAAAGUAACGAAAAGAAAAUUAUCCUUGGACAGUUUGUCGGAUGGUAGAAAGAAACGAAAAGUUAGCAAGAGGACUCUAUCGGUUGGUUCGACGCAAGAUUUAACCGUUAAUAAUAAUGAUCAUACGAGUAAAGUGAUAAUAGCACCGAUCGAACCAACGCCGCUUCUCGAUAAGAUUGACGGUAUCGUCGAAGCGUGCCUUACGAAAAAGAAACAGACCAAGAAGGAGAGUCAGAGUCAUCAACAAGGACAAAAACGUAAAGCCGAGAAUCCAAAUAGUUCUGAAUCUGCUAUGAAAAAAUCAAAGAGUACGAAACAAACGGCAAGUAGUAACAACGUUACGAGUAAUUCCAAAUCUUCAGCUAGCGAUACUUCCAUUAUGGAAACCAUCGACAAGGUUAUACAGCAGAGCUUACAAAUGACCCAGAAGAAAGAUCGCAAAUCAAAGUCCAACGAUAAGUCGGAUAAUAAUAAAAAGAACAAGGCUACUAAUAUUUUGAAAAAGGUCGGUAAAAAGUUGAGCUUAGCUAAGGAAUUUGAAAAAUUAUCAAAGAUUGUUACAAAGAUCAGUCAAAGCAAGGGUAAAUCUGAAAAGACUACUACUAAAGGUAAAACGUCGCAAGAUGUCAAAUCUAAAAGUAGAAGCAAGGGUAAUAAAUCACAGGAGAGUAAAUCUAAAGGUCAAGAUACUAAAUCGAAAGAUAGUUCGAAGAAAAACGAAGCGACGACCAAAGCUAAGGCUGGUGGAGGCGAGGCUAGCGAAGAUUCGAAAAAACCAGCUUUGAUUAAGAAGAAACGAAAGAGUACGAAAAAGUCUAGCGUCAAGAGAGGAGGAGUAACCUCAAAAAUUGAGGACAAUUUAGGAGGGAGCGAACAUUUAUCCUUGACUAGAAAAACAUUUUUAAAGCCGAAAUGGAGCAACGGCUGGAGUUGGGAGGGUGAAGCUUUUGAAGCCAAAGUUUAUUUAACGAACGAGGAGUCGGCAAUACGUCGUUGUUAUAGUAGCAUGAGGCAUGAAAGUGGUGAUGUCCUGAAACCCAGAGACUGCGUUUUACUCAAGAGUGGACCAAGGAAGGCCGAUUUGCCGUUCGUUGCAAAGAUAGCUGCGCUUUGGGAAAAUCCAGACGACGGGGAGAUGAUGUUUUCAUUACUGUGGUACUACAGGCCGGAACAUACGGAACAGGGACGUACGCAAUGCGACACCGAAGACGAGGUGUUUGCUUCUCGUCACAAAGAUGCUAACAGUGUCGCUUGCAUAGAAGACAAGUGUUAUAUUUUAACGUUUAACGAGUAUUGUCGCUAUCGCAAGGAUUUGCGAAGAAUCGAGGAGGGUUUGGAGAGUCCCGGUUUAAUAGUUCCACCAGGGGACCAAGUAUAUCCGAGAAAAAAUCGGCAACCACCGAUACCGGUACCAUCGGACAUGGUACUCUUCUGUCGGCGUGUUUACGAUUAUCGCGCGAAAAAACUCGCGAAGAAUCCUGGAUGACUCGAAUUCCUAUAAGAUACUUCUUCAAAUAGGAACCAAUGGAAUGCACAAAGUUUGCAAGCCACAUUGAAACUGACCGCAGGUCUCCCCUUCAAGUUUAAUGGCGUCGUAACGAACGAUUCUUCUUGAUCUCUCAAUUUUUCUUCCUUAUUUAUUAUUCCCUUAUUAAAUCAUUUAUUCUUUUUAUUUUAUUUUAUAUAUUCUCAA